Lindgomyces ingoldianus is the source of this 1709-nucleotide messenger RNA. Its product is annotated as cytochrome P450. The coding region runs from base 137 to 1654 and encodes 505 amino acids. Lineage: Eukaryota; Fungi; Ascomycota; Dothideomycetes; Pleosporales; Lindgomycetaceae. The transcript is spliced from 6 exons. The record is from RefSeq and is a predicted model, not a curated record. Gene Ontology annotation, molecular function: monooxygenase activity; heme binding; iron ion binding.
CUUCGCUGUUUAAUUAUUUUUUUUUACCUGAUUCUCUCAGGAAUUACCAGCAGAUCUCACGCCCAAUAGUUGGUUGCCACCCGACGUCUUUACACACAUCAAGUCUUAGAACGCGAAGAUACACCAAGACUGCAGAAUGGUGCUUUCGUCGCUUCUUCUCCAAGCCUUCGUUCUCGGUCUUAUUCUGCUGCUCAUACAAUGCGUCUUUGCCUAUCUUAGCUCACCCCUCAGGACAUUACCUGGCCCUUUCCUCGCUAAAUUCUCAGAUGUUUGGAGACUCUUGAAUCAUUACAAUCGUCAACAUAUCAAAACCCAACAGAAAUUGCACGAGAAAUAUGGGAACGUGGUUCGGAUUGGUCCGAAUGCUGUCAGCUUGAGUGACGUGAGCUUGGUGAAGACGAUUUACUCAACCAGAGGCACAUAUUUGAAGAGCGACUAUUACUCCGUCAACGACGCACUCCAAAAUGGUCACAUUAUUCCCAACCUUUUUAGCACACGCUCCAAUGAGUUCCAUAGCAGCGCCCUCAAGCCUAUUCAGAAACUGUACUCUUUCAGCAGCGCACUCGAUCUCGAACCCCUCAUGGAUGACACGGUGCGAGCACUAUGCUCAGAGCUGGAGAAAAGAUUUAUCACCGGUGUGAAUGCGGGGAAGACUUGUGAUAUCGCGGAUUGGAUAUCUUUUUUCACCUGGGAUUUCCUCGGCGAUAUGACGUUUAGUAAGAGAAUGGGGUUUAUGGAACAAGGAAAAGACGUUGGGGGGAUGAUUGAGACUGCUGAGAAAGUAAUGGGGUACUUCUCUGUUGUUGGCCAAAUGCCCAUUCUCGACAAAUUCCUGGGCAAAAAUCCAUACUGCCCGAUCAAAUUCGCCGAUUUUGCUGUCCCGGCUGGAUUCUGCAUCCAGCGAUUCGCGGAACGUGAUCAAAAUCGCGAGGAACAUAAGGAGAAUGAUUUUAUGAACGGGUUUCUAGAAGCCAAGAACCAGUAUCCAGAGCUCGUGUCUGAUAAUGAAGUCAUCGGAUACUUAAUGCUAAAUAUCCUCGGCGGCGCCGACACAACCGCCAUAGUACUGAAAGCGAUCUUCUACUGGAUCCUAAAAAACCCCGGGGUAAAAGCCAAACUAGUAGCCGAGCUACGAUCCGCAAAGCUAGCGUUCCCAUCGGCAUACACUGUCGUCGAAAAGCUUCCAUACCUCGAUGCGUGCAUCAAAGAGGGCCUUCGAAUCCACCCAGUCGUCGGCCACAUUCUCGAACGUAUCGUUCCUCCAUCCGGCCUCACGCUCUCCAAUGGCACUGUCCUUCCCCCGGGAACUAUUGUCGGAAUGAACCCUUGGGUUUUGCAUCGUAAUGCGGAGGUUUUUGGCCCGAAGCCAGAUGCUUUUGUUCCAGAGAGGUGGAUUCAGAAGGAAUGGGAAAGUGAUUCCGAGUUUGAGGGAAGGAUACGCAUAAUGAAGGACGCGGAUUUGAGUUUUGGCAGUGGGAAUCGGACAUGUCUCGGUAGGCCGUUGGCAUUGGUCGAGUUGUAUAAAGUGACGGCAACGUUAUUUGGAAAGUAUGACAUGGACCUCGUGCAUCUGCAUAGUGAGUGGGAACUGCACGAGCAGUGGUUCGUCUGGCCUCAUAAGAUCAAAAUCAUCAUGAGGCACAUAGAGGCUUGAGAAUGCGCAAGGAGAGGAGAAUGAAUUAGCGUAGCUCGAUUAGAGUCAUUGGGGU